This is a messenger RNA of Molossus molossus (Pallas's mastiff bat), 1947 nucleotides long. It is a transcript of the gene SERPING1, whose product is annotated as serpin family G member 1. Gene Ontology annotation, biological process: negative regulation of endopeptidase activity. The coding region runs from base 74 to 1726 and encodes 550 amino acids. The record is from RefSeq and is a predicted model, not a curated record. Gene Ontology annotation, molecular function: serine-type endopeptidase inhibitor activity. Lineage: Eukaryota; Metazoa; Chordata; Mammalia; Chiroptera; Molossidae. The transcript has 8 exons.
UCCACUCAGUUUGCACUAAAGCUGCCCAGUGACCAGGAGUUGGGAGCAGGUCUGGACUGACAUCGCCUCCCAGAUGGCCUCCAGGCUGACCCCGCUGACCCUCCUGCUGCUGCUGCUGUUGGCUGGGGAUAGAGCCUCCUCAAAUCCAAAUGGUACCAGCCACAGCCUCACGGAUCCAGAGAGCCUGCCAGGGGAAAGCAAAGGAGACAUCUUAGAGAAAGAGAUCCUCACAGAUCCAGAGAGCCCGCCAGGGGAAAGCGAAGCAGACAUCUUAGAGAAAGAGAUCCCCACAGAUCCAGAGAGCCCGCCAGGGGAAAGCGAAGCAGACAUCUUAGAGAAAGAGAUCCCCACAGAUCCAGAGAGCCCGCCAGGGGAAAGCGAAGCAGACAUCUUAGAGAAAGAGAUCCCCACAGAUCCAGAGAGCCCGCCAGGGGAAAGCGAAGGAGACAUCUUAGAGAAAGAGAUCCCCAAGAAUCAAUCCAUUCAACACACCACGCCGGCAACCAACUCAACCAUCCCAUUUGCCAAUAGCACUUUGCAGUCAACCACUCAACCUAGCUACCCAACUACCCAGCCCACUACUGGGCCCCUCUGCCCGGCGCCUGAUACUUACUGUCCUGAGUUGGAGACUCCUUCAGCAGAGACCAUACUGGAGGAGGCUUUGAUGGAUUUCUCUGUGAAGCUCUACCACUCCUUCUCGUCAGUGAAGAAGGCCGAGACCAAUAUGAUCUUCUCACCCUUCAGCAUUGCCAGCCUGCUCACUCAGGUCCUGCUUGGGGCUGGGAACACCACCAAGCAAAACCUGGAGACCGUCCUCUCCUACCCCAGCGACUUCGCCUGCGUCCACCAGGCCCUGAAGGCUUUCACGUCCAAAGGCUUCACUUCAGUCUCUCAGAUCUUUCACAGCCCAGACCUGGCCAUAAGGGACGCUUUUAUAAACGCCUCUCGGAACCUGUAUGACAGCCCUAGACUCCUGGGAAAUGACAGUGAUGUCAACGUGGAUCUCAUCAACAGUUGGGUGGCAAAGAACACCAACCACAAGAUCGAAUACCUGCUGGAUAGCCUGCCCUCCGACACCCGCCUUGUUCUCCUCAAUGCUAUCUACCUAAGUGCUAAAUGGAAGACAGCAUUUGCUCGCACAAAAACCAGGAAGGAGCCCUUUCACUUGAAAUCCUCUGUGAUAAAAGUGCCCAUGAUGACCAGCAAGAAGUACCCAGUGGCCCAUUUCACUGACCCGACGUUGAAGGCCAAGGUGGGGCAGCUACAGCUCACCCACAACCUGAGUAUGGUGAUCCUGGUACCCCAGAACAUAAAACACAGUCUCGAAGACAUUGAGCAGGCUCUCAACCCCACUGUCUUCAAGGCCUUCAUGAAGAAGCUAGAGAUGACCAAGUUCCAGCCCACACUCCUGAUGAUGCCCCGAUUCAAGCUCAAGAACAACCAGGACAUGCUGGCAGUCAUGGAGAAUCUGGACUUCUAUGACUUUUCUUACGACCUCAACCUGUGCGGGCUGACAGAGGACCCGGACCUUCAGGUCUCUGCGAUGCAGCACCAGUCGAUGCUGGAGCUGACGGAGAGCGGGGUGGAGGCGGCGGCCGCCUCGGCGGUCUCGGUGGCCCGCAACCUGCUGCUCUUCGAAGUGCAGCAGCCCUUCCUCUUCCUGCUCUGGGACCAGCAGCACAGGGUCCCGGUGUUCAUGGGGCGGGUGUACGACCCCACAGCCUGAGCCCUGCGCCUCUCAAGCCCCAGCCUGCCCAUGCUGCAGCCCUCCCUGCUGCUGCUGUCUGGACUUGCCCCCACCCUCCUCCUGCCUCUGGUGUCCUCUGUCCUCCACCUGGAGGGUGCCCUCGGGGCCUGGUAGCCCUUCCCUGUGACUCCAAACCACUUCUGCAGCUUUCUCUGGUUCAAGUUCACUAAACUCUACAAAUAAAACCUGGCAGAUCCCGA